Phaethon lepturus (White-tailed tropicbird) is the source of this 1278-nucleotide messenger RNA. RefSeq names its product coiled-coil domain containing 15 (gene CCDC15). The transcript is spliced from 9 exons. The record is from RefSeq and is a predicted model, not a curated record. The annotation marks the transcript as partial. Gene Ontology annotation, cellular component: centrosome. NCBI's taxonomy places the organism in Eukaryota, Metazoa, Chordata, Aves, Phaethontiformes, Phaethontidae.
GCUUCAGCGUUUCAGGUGGAGGAGGAGCUGAAGGAGCAGCAACGGGAGAAGGCAGCCAGCCUGAGACGUUUCCAGGGAGAGGUGAAGCAGCGGGUGAACCAGCAGGUCAGGAUGCGAAGAAAGCAGCAGCUGCAGAAGUCGUACGAAGCAGCAGAGAGGGAGAGCUGCGUCGCCAUGCAGUACUCGGACUCCGCGCUGCGCUUGACCCCCAGGAAGAACACGUGCCUGUUUCGGAGCCACCCUGCGCCCGCCAUCUGCGGCCCCGGCGCUCGCGCUGUCCUGGCACAGCGGCAAGGGGUGCCAGGCGAGCCGUUCCAGCAGCAAGCUGCCAAGCUUAGCAAAACGGUGAAGCAAGUUCGGCGCAGGCUGGCGUCCUGCAAAACCGUGCCUCAAGGAGCAGGUCCUCCCGAACUCCCCGGUGGCGUCUGGAAGCGAGAGAAACCAGAGCCUUGCAAGACAGCCACGGUGCCUGCAGAAGAUGAGAGUGAGGAACUGCUUCUGGCAGGACAUCAUGAUCUUCCAGCUGAACUGCAAGGCCAGGGGACAGCCCCGCAUCAGGCUGAGCAAGACGAUGACUUCUACAUCAAAAUUGAAUUUGAAAAAUUCUGUGGUGGAUUGGUGAAGGACUCGAGCUUGCCCAAGCCUCCCCAGAGGCUGCACACCAGUUACCAAGCUCCCGUCGUACUCUGGGCUGGUGCAGACCAAGAGGAAACCAAGAAGCAGCGUCAGAACGAGUACCUGAGAUACAGGCGCCUCUUCAUGAGUAUCGAGCGAGAGCAAGUGAAGGAGCAGCAGAGGCAGAAAGAGAGGCAGAAGAGAAUUGCUGAGAUUAAGAGCAAGAAGGAGAACCAGCGCCGGGUGGAAGAGCAGAGGAUGCAGGAGAUGGCCGGCCAGCCAGAACCCGCCCUGGGAGAGGGAGCCUGUGAAACCCUGGCCCAGCUUCAGCUGGAGGAGAGGAAAGAGAAGAAGGUUAAGGACAAACAGCAGCGAAAUAAGGAGUACGUGAGGUACAUCGAAGCUCUACGGGCUCAGAUGAGGGAAAAGAUACAACUAUAUAACAUCGACUUGCCCCCACUGUGCUCCUGUGGGUCCGAUUUCUGGGACUCCCACCCGGAUACCUGUGCCAACAACUGCGUCUUCUACAGAAACCACCAAGCCUACAGCCACGCUCUGCAGUCCGUCAUCUUGUCCUGCGAGCCCGCAGACACGAGCCCCUCGGCGAGGCUGCCGCUCCGAGACCUGGCCACGCUCUGCGUUCGCUCGGGGAAGCAUCUGUGA